AUGGAUGAAAUUUUCGGUGGCAAGAGCAAGAAGGAACCAGAAUUUUAUCAAGCCUUGGGAUGUGACAGAAGCAGCUCGAUAGAGCAAAUCACUGCGGAGUAUCGCGCUCGUGUGAAAUAUCUACAUCCUGACAAACUCGAUGAAGCGGAUCCAAAAAAGCAUGAGGAGUAUCUACAACUCCAGGUGACUUUCAAUUUCCCAAAUUAUUUAGCUUUUUGUGAGCAAUGCACUUGGCUCUACAAGUUGAGCGAUUGA
Haemonchus placei is the source of this 255-nucleotide messenger RNA. The record is from the annotation of a GenBank genome assembly. Lineage: Eukaryota; Metazoa; Nematoda; Chromadorea; Rhabditida; Trichostrongylidae.